GUCUGAUAGGAGUUUUUAAAAUACCUACGUGUCGUGCACUUUUUUUGGUAAUGUUGACCCAAAAUUAACAGUUUUCUUUUUAUUUGUGAAUAAACAGUACUUAACCUGGUAUAAUCAUGGCAAGUAGUGAUCAUUCAGCAGAUUUCCAGGCAGAAAUGAAAACCCCACCAGCAUCUUCAUCAUGUGCUACUGCAACUCCACAACUUGAAACGGGAGUUACUCAAAGUGGGAACAUCCAAGAGCUCUGCAAACUCACAAAAAACUUAGCAUUGCAGCAAUCAACCGUUAAACCGAUCCAGGAGGAGAAUGUAUCUGAUACUUCUUCCAAGCCAUUGUUUACAAACGCAAGCCAAAAUAACAAUGAAGUGCUGAAAAUGUUAAGUCAAGUUGCUGAUAAGGUAACUGAAAACACUACGCCAAAAACUACGAAGAAAAAGAAUGCAAAGAAAAAGAAAGAAAGGCUAAAAAAGCUCCAAAUUACACCACAGAAUGUUACACCACCGCAAUCGCAGACAGCGCCACCAAGUAAUGCUUCGGUUCAAGAAUUGUUUACUAGACAGAUAGCCCCUAUGUAUCUCGCGAGCCCAUCACACUACCUGGAGAAUUUAAGUUAUCAUCCUCACUUUCAGUACAUGUAUCAACAGCAACCCCAUAAUGCAGCAAGUGUUCCUAGCUCACCUCUGGCUCAGCUACCCAUGUUUAAUGCUCACCACUCUGACAUGAGACAGGUAGACCCUAGUACUCCAAGAUAUUUGCAAAAUGUCAUGCAACACCCUCUGCUCAAUAAAUCAUAUUCGGUUGACAGUUACCAACAAUAUCAACAGCACCAGCUACAGAGGCAAAGCGUGGGAAAUAUUACUCCAAACUCCAGUUUCAGGCACACACCAAAGUCAGAUAACAAACACAAGAGUAGAACAAACAGCAAAGAGAGCAACCAAAAUAGUGAUAAAAGGUUCGGACUUUACAUGCCUCUUAGUGAAGUGGAAGUGGGCCUAAAGAGCAAACAAUUAAUUGAAGGAGUUGUGAGGAUCAAUCCUAAACAGUUCACACAUGCUUAUGUAUCAAGUAAGGAUAGAGGUGAGCAAGACAUUCUUAUAGAGGGGAUCAAAGAUAGAAAUAGAGCUUUGGAAGGUGACAUUGUGGUUGUAGAAAUUAUCACAGACAGCAGCAGUGAUGAGACUGAUGCAGAAAACAAGAAAAAUGAUGCAGUUAAUGAAAUGAACGAAUCUGGAGAUGUACCCGUGGAUGAUGUCAGCAAAAAUGCUGAAAAAGAUGGUAAUGAUACUCAGACAAGUUUUGAAGAUGUAAAUGAUGAUGAUGAUGAGGAUGCUAAAAAUAAUACUGAUGACAUGACACCCAAACCAGACAAAAAACAGAAGAGAGGAAGAGUAGUGUAUUUAAAAGAAAAAGUGCACAACCGCACAUGUAUUGGAGUAUUAAAACUAAUGCCAGAUAAAAACAGACAAAAGGCCUUAUUUGUGCCUCGCGAUCACAGGAUACCACGCCUCAAUAUUCCCUUUACAAGUUGGCCUGAUAAUUUUUAUAAAGAGGCUAAAAGCUUUGAAAAUACUUUGUUUUUGGCCAAGAUAAUGGACUGGUUUGAUUCAAGAUUUGCUAAUGGGAAAAUAAUAAAAAAUAUUGGCCAAUCUGGAGAUAUGGUGACAGAAACUACAGCUAUUUUGGCACAAAAUGACUUGGAUGUAACUCCAUUCGGGCAGAAAUAUAGUCUCUUGUACCCAAGACUUGAUUAUGUUAUACCAGAAGAUGAAAUAAAGUUGAGAGAGGACUGCCGAAAACUCUGCAUUUUCAGCAUAGAUCCAUCAAAUUGCCGUGAUAUUGAUGAUGCUGUGUCUUGUAUAAAACUUGACAAUGGAAAUUAUGAGAUUGGCGUACACAUAUCGGAUGUGUCCCAUUUUUUGACUGAAAGCACAGAGCUGGAUGAGAAAGUAGCAGAAAAAGCAACAACCAUUUAUUUAGUAGAAAAAGCUUACCAUAUGCUACCAGACGAGCUGUGUAUGCUCUGCUCCCUGUUUCCAGGGGUUGACAAGUUAGCUUUUUCUGUUUUUUGGGAAAUAACUGAUAAUGCUGAAGUUCUUAGUCAUAGAUUUGCUAAAACUGUGAUUAAUUCCUGUAGUCAAUUGGCCUAUGAACAUGCCCAAACUAUACUUGAAGAUAAUGAGGAUAAAUCUGAUUUUCCAGAGAUAAACAAUGGCUUCCAGUAUAAAGAUAUAAGAGAUACAAUUAAAAUAUUAGGCAAAAUUGCUGCCAAAUUCAGGCGAGGGCGUUUCGAAAAUGGUGCUCUACGUAUUGAUCAACCAAAGGUUGCUUUUCAUUUACACCCCUUUAAUGGGUUGCCAAAAUCAUUUUGGAUUUAUGAAUCUAAAGAGAGUCAUCAGCUUAUUGAAGAGUUCAUGUUGCUUGCUAACAUGACUGUUGCUGAGAGAAUACACAAGGAUCAUCCACAGCUAGCAUUUUUAAGGUGUCAUCCUCCCCCAAGUGGAUUCAUGAUGAAGCAGUUAGCUAAAGCACUGAAGCCGAUGGGAAUUGAUCUGGAAAUUGAUUCAGCAGGGAGUCUGCAGCGCUCAAUAUUGCCAUAUGUAGGUCCGGAGAAUGAAGAUAAAGGCAGAGCUAUGGUGCUGAGCAUGCUUUGUGCCAAGCCUAUGGCGAGAGCAAAGUACUUUUGCGCUGAUGGGGUAGACGAUGAUGAUUUUCACCACUAUGCUCUGAAUGUACCUCUCUAUACACAUUUUACUAGCCCUAUUCGGCGAUAUGCAGACAUCAUGGUGCACAGAUUACUAACAGCCAGUCUCAAAAACAAUGGUUCUCCAGAAUGGGAGGUGGACAAAGUCCGUAUGAUUGCAGCUCAGUGCAACAAACAGAAAUACAAUGCCAAGAAGGCCGGUGAGAUGUCCACUGAGUUGUACACGCUCAAGUACAUUGAGAUGCAUUCACCCAUGGUGACGGAAGGUGUUGUGGUGGAGGUUCGGGAGAAGUACAUUGAUGUCAUCAUCGUUGCUAUGGGGCUUAACAGGAGAGUUUACUUCAAUCCUGACUUCCCAGGCGAUUUCAAGUGCGUGAAAAACGAGGCCGGCGCCAAACUAUCCCGAAUGGAAGUCCUUUGGCACAACGACAAGGACGCGCCGGCGGAUGCCCCGCAGAUCAAACAAGUCAUAGAAGUGUUCUCCAUCGUACAGAUAGAAAUGCACAAAGGCAAUGAGAUGGUCAAGGUUGAAACGAGACUUGUCAAACCGAAAGUUAGUGUGGAAAAUUGAUUUACUAAAUACUAUGUAUCCUGCAGCAAAGCUGUCAGUUUGCGCGAGACUGCGUUUUCUCUCUAUCGCACAGUUAGAAGGUGGGUAGUCUUAUUGUGCGCGACUUGAAUUGUGUUGUGUGACGGAGAUACCUAGUGUUAUAUUACAUUUGAAUGACAUCUGAAACUUCAUUAAAUAAAUCUGACUUGUGAAGUACAACUUAAUAUAGGUAUGUGAUCAUGUCUGUUGUAAACUAGUAACAUUUUAACCCAAAAACUUCUUAGUUUAAAUUGUUGUUCAAACUCGCUCUGAUGUUUAUAUUGACAUCAGUUUUGACUGUUUUAGAAUAGAAUAAUAUAAUUAGGUUUGACUUUUUAUUUUUUCUUAAGUGAUAGUGAAAUUGCAAUGUGAUCUAGAUCCACAGUUAACUAAGCUAAGGUUUCAACUAUUUUGUAACUUUUAUUGUAUUAUUUUAUAAUUAAGGGUUUUAAUGAAAUAAAAUUUGGAGUGUCUUGUAAGAUACAAUAAUUGCCAAUGUGGCAUGGCGGCAUUUAUAUUUAUUAUGAAUUAUACAUAUAAACCUUCCUCUUGAAUCACUCUAUCUAUUAAAAAAGUGCAUCAAAAUCCGUUGCGUAGUUUUAAAGAUCUAAGCAUACAUAGGGACAGACGAUCAGACAGCGGUAAGCUUUGUUUUAAUACUAUGUAGUAAUAAAAUAUUUUAGAUUUUUUUUAUCUGCUUGUAUUUGUUAUUGUACAUGAAUUAGUUUUAUUUUUAUUUGAAUUGGUUUAUUGAUUCGACUGCAGUGCGCGCCAUCUGCGUGUGACUAUUGGAACUAAAUACUGAAACACGUGUUUUGUCUUUGCAAUUAUGUUUAGGUACAACUUUGGUUUACAAGCAGAAAGGAUGAUGGUACGGAAUUAUCUUGCAGACGGACUUGGUCAAGGAAUUCUUUUUGGUGAUAUGUACUUUAAAGUAAGGACGCUAACCACGAAGAAUUUCUCCUGCCAUUCCCUAUCUCUAUCGCACGUGCAUAAUUAUAAUGCUGUCUCGUUCGCACAGCGGCAUUGACCGCCGGUACCUGGGCGACAUAGUAAUAUAAUUACGCGCGUGCAAAAGAGAUAGGAAACGGCGGGUCGAUGUACGAAAUUCUACGUGCUGAGCGUCCUUACUUUAGCAUGACUAUUGAAUUGAACGAGUUAUGUGUUUGCCUUGCAAAAAACGUUAUUUUGAAUUGAAUACCGAUUAUUAUUGUCUUAAAUACAUCUAUAAUUUCAUUAUAUAAUCUCUCUGACUUAUUCUCCAGUGGCUCUUUGAGUUUCGCGUAUCUAAAGUCCUGUGUUUUGAACGGUUGCAGCGCCAUCUGCGUUAAGAGUCCCCGUCAAGCUCGGCCGAAUUUCACCUUCCCAUACAAACGAAAUUUCGUUCUCAUUUUAAAAGUUGAAUUGUAAUGAAACUUUGCACAUACAAUGACAUAGGUCUGUAAUUAGUAGUCUGAAAUAGAGCAAAAACAGGUUUUGUAUGAAAAACUUAAAUUCGCUGUAUUUUUUUAACUGUGGUAUCUGAAGCUACAUAAACUAAUUACAGACAUAGAUAUACCUUAUCCUAUUGUAAGUACAAAGUUUCAGAGCAAACUAGCUACUUGUUUUAAAAUGAGAUCGUAACUACGUUUGUAUGGAGAACCGAGCUUGCCGGGGACCCUUAAGAGUCCAUCAACCUGCUCACUAGCGCCACUGGUAAAUAAUUGUAAUUAUUUAAAUUUAACGAUAGAUACUUAAAAAAGGGGGCCGCUGCGUACUGUAUUUUGUAUUUAAGUACCUUUUGAAUACAUUAUAAUAUUUAUAAUAGUUUUUACGUCGCUGGAUUCGUCAAUCUAUGCGUUCGAAGUUAAAACGGCCGUUUUUGUUUUGAGUUCAUAGAUCGACAAACCCAGCAACAUAAAAACUAGGUUUGAUGUAUUCAAAAGGUACUUAAAUACAGUACGUAUUAGCGGCCCCCUUUUUUAAAUAUCUAUCCAUAAAUUUAAACAAUCACAAUUAUUAAGCAGUGGCGCUAGUGAGCAGGUUGAUGGGCUCUUAAGUUUUGUGCGUUUAUCCUCAUUGCUCAAUAGUAGUUUGAAUAUUUAUUUAACGACGAUGCAUGUAACCUGCGCAAGUACCUACCUUGACUACACAAACGAUUUGCAUCGUGUGCAAUCAUAGUAUUAAAUUUUUCUAAUUUAUUAUAAUGUUUUUAGUCGGUAAUCUUGCCUUUUCUUAGAUAUUAUCCAUAUAUCUGGGUUAAGUUUAAACGCUCAAACGCUACUUUUGUAACUUCUUUCAUUGAUGUUGUAGACAAAUCAAUACAUUUUUGAGAAUUU
Messenger RNA from Cydia strobilella, 5608 nucleotides. Its product is annotated as DIS3-like exonuclease 2. NCBI's taxonomy places the organism in Eukaryota, Metazoa, Arthropoda, Insecta, Lepidoptera, Tortricidae. The record is from RefSeq and is a predicted model, not a curated record. Gene Ontology annotation, cellular component: P-body. The coding region runs from base 117 to 3272 and encodes 1051 amino acids. Gene Ontology annotation, molecular function: RNA binding; 3'-5'-RNA exonuclease activity. The transcript has 3 exons. Gene Ontology annotation, biological process: miRNA catabolic process; mRNA catabolic process.